AUGUGCUGGGAAGACGAAGGCUUCAUCAAGGAAGAUGAGAAGCCCCUGCCUCGGAACCCUUACCAGAGGAAGAUGUGGCUGCUGUUCGAGUAUCCCGAGAGCAGCCAGAACGCGAGGUUCGUCGCGAUCAUCUCCGUCGUGGUCAUCCUCCUCUCCAUCGUCAUCUUCUGCCUCGAGACGCUGCCGCAGUUCAAGCACUACAAAGUGUACGAGCACGACAAAGUGUACAACAUGACGUACAACAAGACGAGGAUCGAGGAGGACGAGGUGCCGGAGAUGACGGACCCGUUCUUCCUCAUCGAGACCAUCUGCAUCGUCUGGUUCUCGUUCGAACUCCUCGUCCGCUUCCUCGCCUGUCCCGACAAGUUCAAGUUCUUCAAGGACGUGAUGAACGUGAUCGAUCUGAUCGCCAUCAUUCCAUAUUUCAUCACCCUGGCCACCGUGGUGACGGAGGCGGAGGCGGACCCGAACGAGAUCCGUCCCCCGUCGACGGGGCACGACCGGGGCGGGAACCAGGCCAUGUCCCUCGCCAUCCUCAGGGUCAUUCGACUUGUGCGUGUGUUCAGGAUAUUUAAGUUGUCCCGGCAUUCCAAGGGGCUUCAGAUCUUGGGUCGCACGCUCAAGGCUUCCAUGCGCGAGCUCGGUCUCCUCAUCUUCUUCCUUUUCAUCGAUUGGCGGGAGUGCAUGACGUGGAUUCUCUUGUUGCCUACAGGGGUUAUCCUUUUCUCAAGUGCCGUCUACUUCGCAGAGGCAGGCACAGAUAAAUCCUUUUUCAAAUCCAUCCCCGACGCCUUUUGGUGGGCCGUAGUCACCAUGACUACCGUGGGAUAUGGCGAUAUGAGUGCGGUCUAUUUCGCGGAAGCCGACACGGAGAAAAGCUACUUCAAAUCUAUUCCUGAUGCAUUUUGGUGGGCGGUCGUCACUAUGACCACCGUCGGAUACGGUGACAUG
Darwinula stevensoni is the source of this 951-nucleotide messenger RNA. The record is from the annotation of a GenBank genome assembly. NCBI's taxonomy places the organism in Eukaryota, Metazoa, Arthropoda, Ostracoda, Podocopida, Darwinulidae.